GACUAAAAAUAUUAGUAUAAUGUUCUGAGUUCUGACACUAUUAUUUAUCGGUAGUUCCAAAGUGAUUGUUGUAUUGUGUUGAGUUGAAUCGUGGAAGCAAAAAACAAAGAGAAAAUGAAAAUCUAUCACGUUCCUUGCUUGGAAGACAAUUAUUCAUAUUUGAUUGUUGAUGAGAGUACCAAAGAAGCUGCGGCUGUGGACCCAGUUGAACCCGAGAAGGUUCUAGAAGCUUCUAAUUCUCUCGGUCUUACUAUCAAAUUCGUCCUCACUACUCAUCAUCACUGGGAUCAUGCUGGUGGAAACGAGAAGAUAAAGGAAUUGGUGCCUGGAAUCAAGGUCUACGGUGGCUCAAUUGAUAAUGUCAAAGGCUGUACUAAUGCACUUGAAAAUGGUGAUAAGGUGCAUCUUGGAGCAGAUAUUAAUAUUUUAGCCCUUCACACACCUUGCCACACCAAAGGUCACAUAAGUUAUUAUGUUACUGGCAAAGAGGAUGAGGACCCAGCUGUUUUUACUGGAGAUACAUUGUUUAUUGCUGGUUGUGGGAAAUUUUUUGAAGGAACUGCAGAACAAAUGUAUCAGUCACUCUCUGUAACAUUAGGUUCAUUACCAAAGCCAACUCGAGUUUACUGUGGCCAUGAGUACUCAGUGAAGAACCUGCAAUUUGCUCUGACAGUUGAGCCAGACAAUUUAAGGAUACUGGAAAAAUUAACCUGGGCUCAAAAUCAGCGGCAAACUGGCCAACCAACAAUUCCCUCAACCAUUGGGGACGAGUUGGAAAGCAACCCAUUUAUGCGGGUUGAUCUACCUGCAAUCCAGGAGAAGAUGGGGUUCAAUUCACCAGUUGAAGCUUUAGGAGAAUUAAGGAAGGUGAAAGACAAUUGGAGGGGCUAAUGAAACCAACCUUCUCAUUCACUCCUGUUUCAUUUUCCUCUUUUGUCGAAUACAUAUUAAUAAAGGCAUGUAUGUAUUAUGUAUAUACUUGAACAGUUUGGUUUGCAUGAAAUUAAAAUGGCAGUGUCAGAGGCAUGUCAUGUUAGGGACAUGGAUUGUGAUUAGCACUGUCGGAUACAUGUAUGUUAAUGUUGGUUUGUCCAAAUACUAAGAUGUCCCAUUUCAUUCAUGUCAUUUACUUGUGAACUUAACAACUAUUUUCUCCUUUA
Medicago truncatula (barrel medic) is the source of this 1160-nucleotide messenger RNA. Its product is annotated as hydroxyacylglutathione hydrolase cytoplasmic. Lineage: Eukaryota; Viridiplantae; Streptophyta; Magnoliopsida; Fabales; Fabaceae. The record is from RefSeq and is a predicted model, not a curated record. The transcript has 7 exons. Gene Ontology annotation, molecular function: hydroxyacylglutathione hydrolase activity. Bases 115 to 891 code for a protein of 258 amino acids.